Molecule: messenger RNA, 9790 nt
Organism: Ceratina calcarata
Lineage: Eukaryota; Metazoa; Arthropoda; Insecta; Hymenoptera; Apidae
Gene: chb
Product: CLIP-associating protein
Exons: 22
Coding region: 3078-6905 (1275 amino acids)
Biological process (GO): mitotic spindle assembly; establishment of mitotic spindle localization
Cellular component (GO): microtubule organizing center; cytoplasmic microtubule; kinetochore
Molecular function (GO): microtubule binding
Source: RefSeq, a predicted model, not a curated record
AUGACAAUCGGUGUGUACGUACGAUUCCCGAAGAAAUUACCGUGACUGCAUCUCUCGUUUUCUAUCCGUAAUUUAUUCCGCACUCGAUCCGCCGAGUACUGAAUUUCUAAGAAGCCCAAGGUGGUUCAUUGAAUCAAACAGAAGAAUAUAUAAUUCCUAUACCGUGCACGCCGUGUACGUUAAUCAACUGUGCAAGCAGGGAAUAUAGUCGAGGAAAAUAGAGAAUCAUGUAUUUCAACUAGCAUUUAUAUCGUUUAUUUUUUAUCAGGUAUUUCAAUUUGCGUAAAACGUCUAUCUAGAUUUUCAUCGGGGCCCGCGGGUAAAACGGUCGAUCGAGUUUUUUAUUUUCUUGCUUCUUGAAAUUGUCACUCUGACCUACUAACUGGCCGACGCUGAAACGCACCGAUAGCAAUCGAUACAUUACGGACAAUUUAAAGCUUGUCCCUGUUUAAACGCAGAACGGAGAUUAAGCAGACGUUAAUUGCGUCCUUUUAAUUCAGAACGUGUAAUUACGGUACUCGCGGUUUCUGCUUAUUUCUUCAUCGUUCCGUUAAAAGUCUCCUUCUUUCGUUUCCAUUAACUUCCCGACGACAGUUCCACGCAGCUUACAUAUUACAGUUAAACAUUGUAAUCGAGCUCCGUUUACCUCGCUUCCCAUGCCGCGGUAGAUCUCGAAUUUAAUUGCAGCGUCGAUCGCGGUAAUUGUAGAUUAUCUCGAGACCUUUUGUUGCAUCAACUCAGCAGGUGGCAGCUAAUUGAAAUCUUGUAGCUUUACUGUAUCGAAAUUACGCAAUAGAAUGAUUAAUGAUAUCGGACGCGCGUGUAAAAGGAACGAAGUUUUGGUCUCAAAUUUUAUUCAGAUUCCUCGGGACCUGUUUCUUUCUUACGGGACAUUAAUCUUCGUUACCAGCCUCCCCGUUCUGAUUUCAUCGGUUACCGCGAUUGCGUGAAAACGUUCAGAACAACCGCAAAUUGAAUGGAACCGCAUUAAUCAGAUGGCCGUUUUACACCUGAACCGGCACAAUUUGUCGCAACCGGGUCAACUCGUUUCAUUCAAUUCUUUUUUACCUCGGUCUUUAAUUACAUCUCUCGCGAUAAAUCAAUCGAUAGCGCUUCAUUUAAAAACCGAAUAUGGCGAGAGAAAGCGAGAAUCGAAAUAAACACGAGACGCGAAUCACGAUAAUCUAACAAUUUGUAAGAUGAUAGCAACUGUGUCACGUUUUAGGAGGACGUAGAUCGAAUUGUACUUUCAUGAAUUUUCGGCUCCCCGGAUUCUGUCGCGUAGGUAACGGUGAGAUGGGCUCCCGUUCUCGGAUGUUGGCGGGUCCCUCGAUUUGGCCCCCAUCAUCGAGGGGCACGCAAUAGGGGAAGGUCCCCUACCUCCCGUCCAACUUGAGCUUCUCGGUUCUCUCUGGCGGCAAGCAAACGCUUACCGGUAGUUCGUAAACGAGUCGCGAUUUAGCAACCCGAGUCUCGAGCGCGUGUCUCUGACAAACCGUAUAUAAAGAUACUUAGUAUGUUUCUUAGAAAAAAAGGAACGCACGUGAUCCGUCCAGAAUAGAGUCACUCCGUGAUCUUGAUCGUCUCGUUUUUUUUUCUGUGUCACGAUCGAGUGUGACGCGAUUCGAAACUCUGGUGUGCGCCGAUACCGUUCACAGACAAUGGGCAAGGACGAUCGUUUCAGUUUCUCUUCGGCGCGUUUGUUUACCCGAUCCAGAGGUACCUGGCAACGAAAUACGAUGUGUUAUUAAUGACAGAUCGUCGUUAGUGUUUGAUUAAUUUGCUGCGAGCCUCUCCUACUGCUGCAGUCGUACGCGGAUGCUCGAGCUCGACGCAUUUUACGCGAAUUACGUAUGGGUCACGAUUAUAUAUGCGAUAACGAUUAUGCUCAAGGUAGUGUGGCGUCGAACCAAGCGUUGUUUAGCGUUCGUUAUUUCAUUGUUUGACUCGUAUCGCGAAGGAUGGUCGCGAUCGUUCUUUCUGGUUUUGCUUAACGGUGCACCGUUGAAGAAUUUAUUACCGAAGACCGUCUGUCCUGGAAAAUAGUCAUCGUGACUGACGUGUUCCGUGAUCGAGAAACGCGGACCGGACUCGUUCGACCGUUGAGACCGUCUUACGUGAACGUGUUGCCGAUUUACUUCCGCCGAUCAUUAGAUCGGCAGCUUGCCACGAGAAGAUCGACGUGUCGUCAGCUUUUGAAUUGCAAAUCGGUUUAAGAACUUUGCGCUUGGCUAUUAUCCGGAGAUAGCAUCGGUGUCGAAUCUUCAAUGGAAAUGAUUAACGCGCGAUCGUCCUCUAACACCGUGAAUUUUUCUGACGUCUUCAAGGAGAACGAGGAUUCCAUUUAACAGAUAGACCAAUCUUUAUUAUCUUUGUAAUAGACCAUAAAUAAGUCCUCGUGAUCGUACACGUGUGCUAAUGGAUUACGCGUAAAGCGUUCCGUGACGCAACCGAUCCUUGAAAAAGUUAUUCGUUUUUCUUUCGCCAAUUAUUAUCAUGCCCGGCUGUGUUCGCCGUGAGGCAAAACACAUUCUUGCGUCGAGUGACGUGAACGUGUAAAAAUCGAAUUCUCGAUUAGCGAGACGUAAUAACGAGGAUGCUUGUUAUCUGUAACGUGAGAAAAUAACUCUCCCGCGUCUCAUUGCCGCGCUUAUUACCGGUGAUAUCACGGAUGCAAAUCUAGGUUUUCACCUUAGCGCGUUGAACUCGUGCCGUGCCUCGUUCCCCGAUUCGAUUUAUACUGGCCAGGCAGCGAAUCUUGGUAUUAUAGGCUUAAAUAAAAUUACAGUAUACGUCAAUAUUCGUUAUCUAAUGAAAUCGUGCUCCCCUUAUCUUCCAGGAAGAAUUUUAUGUAGAUAAAAAUGUUAAUAUCGCUGUUCCGUAAUUAUACUGAGUGCCGAUCGAAACUGGUAAUUAGAGAAUUCUUCGCAUCGUUGGAUAUUGCAAAUCACUUUCUCUAACGUUGUUGCUGAUCUUCUCUGUGAAAUCAUUUCUUCAAAGAUGUAACAGUGUCGCACGAACUUUGUGAUGAAAGUGUGUAGUUUGUAUAUUCGUAUUGCACCGCGAGUUUUGUAACAAUGACCGACACCGACAUGCUGUUGUCAAACAGCCAUCGCUGCUUACACAGGGGGUUGAAAAAGUAUCCUAGCAUUGAUAAACAAUUGUGGGAUCCGAGUAGUAGAUGGAUUCUUCAGUGGGAUAAUAUUGUGAAACAUCCCGGCGCUAGAGCAAGAGGGUGUCAUUGUGACAUUCAUAAACCACCGUGGCUGUACCCAGAUUUAGUGGGGAAAAACGUGGACGAGACUGACAGGGCAACCAAGUCAGCUCCUGUGAAAAGGACACCUGCCCUUCCGAAAAGAGGACAGUUCGGUCCUGCGAAAACUCCGGCUUCGGCUAUAGGGCAAGCUGGUGCCGUCGAUGAGGAGACGUUCGUCACAGCGUUCGAGGAUGUGCCAUCGAUGAACUUAUUCUCCGCGAAAGACCUCGAAGAACAGAUGAAGAUCAUAAGAGAGAAUGUCGGCGACGAUAAGAAAGAUUGGAAACUGAGGACGGAGAGCAUAAAAAAAGUACGAUCAAUCGUUAUCGCGGGUGGCACGUCUUACGACAAUUUCUUCGAGCUGUUGAAGAGCCUGCAGAGACCUUUCGAGGUGGCCUGCACCGAUCUGAGAUCGCAGGUGGUGCGAGAGGCGUGCAUCACGUUAGCGUAUCUCAGCAUACAGUUGAAAAAUAAAUUCGCUAGUUUUGGCGACGCGGUAUUACUCACCUUAAUGAACCUCAUACAGAACAGUGCCAAGGUUGUGGCAACAGCCGGUGCCGUCGCGGUCAGGUUUAUCCUUCAAAACACGCAUUGCAAUCGUUUCGUGCCAAUCAUCGCAUCGUGCUUGAAUCACAAAAGCAAAGACAUACGUAGGGCGACGUGCGAGUAUCUCCAUCUGAUUCUGCAGACGUGGCCUACUCAGAUAUUGCAGAAACACUGUCAAAUAUUGCAAGACACGAUCAAGAAGGGCAUCGCUGAUUCCGAUUCGGAAGCAAGAGCCUUCGCUCGAAAGUCGUAUUGGGCAUACAAAGAUCAUUUCCCGGAGCAAGCAGAAACCUUGCUGAACAGCUUGGACAUCGCAUACAAACGCUCAUUGAUGUCUCUUAGCAACAGCGGAAGCAUCAACAGUUUGAACGUCGUUACGAGAUCUGCGAGCGUUAGUCCUCGAACAUCAAGGCCAGCGAUGAGCGCCACAGGUAGUACGGAAAAUUUGCAUCAGACCACGGGUCAGCCGCACGGCCCCCUCAGACGUACCCCGUCCUUGCCACGGUCUUAUCGCCAGUCUGGUAUCCCAGUGCUCCAAAGACACACUGAUAGUCACUAUCGCGGAACGCCGGGCGUUAGGUCUACCAGCGCGAUAGACUUGCAAGCAGCACAGAGAGCAAAGGCGAGGAUGAUGUAUGCCAAUAUAAGCCGACAGAAGGCUUCUCUUCCGCGACCAAGCAAAUCGCCGGACACAACCACCGUUGCCAGUCCAGAGAGGACCGCGAGAACGAGGACGAGAGUGUCUGGCGUGUCGCAAUCUCAACCUAGCAGUAGAUCGGGCUCACCGUCGUCAAGGCUGAGUUACGCGACGUAUAAUCGCGAAGGUGAAUCGUUGAUCGCGAGACCUAGACGUUUAUCUGGACACGGGAUCAGGAGUACGGGGAACAGUCGCGAGCCGAGUCCGCAAAGGUUUGGAAUGGACCGGAGUUUCGCGAGCAAAAUACGGGGAAGAAGCUUACAUAUGUCUCCAACGGAUAGGCCCCAAUCUAGACCGGUGAUGGCGCAGAAGAUGCUGCAGCAGUCGCGCGAAGCCGAAUCAGCGUUGGCGGAUGCGCUUACGUUCGAUAAUAUCGACAACUACCCGAGAACGCCGAGGGGGAAGGGUGAUCACAGCGACGAUAGCGAGACGAGCAGCAUCUGCUCCGAACGAAGCAUGGACAGCUUCAGGCGUCCGAACGAUUCGUUCUCAUGGAGUGGCUCUCAACAAAGACUGUAUCGUGAUAUGUGGGAUCCAUCUGCCCCUAAGGAUAUUAAGGAAGUUAUAGAGAAUUGUGGGCAUAAGCAUUGGGGUGAUAGGAAAGAAGGUUUAGUGGGACUGCAACAUUUUCUUUCGAUGGGAAAUACGCUCACAGCUACGGACUUGCGCAAGGUGACGGACAUCUUUACGAAAAUGUUCAUGGACUCUCAUACGAAAGUCUUUAGUUUAUUUUUGGACACGCUUAACGAAUUGAUAGCUACACACAGCGAGGACCUCGGUGACUGGCUUUACGUGUUGUGUGCCAGACUCCUCAAUAAAUUGGGUACAGAUCUUUUAGGUUCGAUACAAGCGAAAAUUCACAAGACGCUUGACGUAGUCAGAGAAUGUUUCCGAGGAGAACAGCUUUUGCCUGCUGUAAUGAGGUAUUUGACGGAUCCAACGCAAACGCCAAACUCCAGAGUGAGAGUAGCGACAUGCAUGUUCAUCACACAAAUCGCGGAAACGGCAGAACCGUCUGCAUUGAACAACCCUUCGGCAACGGCGUUGGCAAGGCUGCUCGAUUGGUCGAACGAUAUUAAAAGUCAAGACGUUCGAAGGCAUGCACAGAACGCCGUCAUAUCGUUGUAUAAUUUAAAUCCUCCAAAAGUGACCAUGAUAUUGUCCGAAUUACCCAAAUAUUAUCAAGAGGCAGCAUUGCCAUUAGUACAGAAUCAUUUAAGAAAAUCAUCGGGCACCAGUAAUCCCGCGUCACCGGGAACUCCGCCACCUAGAGCUCAGAGUUCUCCGGCUCGCACGAAAGGUAAAGGCGAGAUCGAAAACGCGGACGAAAAUCUGGAAGAGGUUUAUAAAUCCUUGAGGCGUACAACGGCUGAAAUACAGAAUUAUGGUUUCGAGCGUUUGGAAAGAGCAACGACCAGCAAAGACAGUGGCAUCAGUAAUAUGGCCGACGUAGAAGAGAAGACUGAAGGACCAACAUUAUGCAAUUCGGGUCGUUCAUCUUCUGUUUCUUCGCCCACGCAGAGGGGCCGAUCUGUGACUAACAUCACAGUAAAUGGUUCGAGCGAUACAAUUGCUGGCGAUCUCAUUCUACCUCAGGAAAAUAAUGGUUACAAAACGCAUGGAUCGUCACCCGAUCCGGCAAAAAGACCAGAAGUUUUAGAUAAUAUGAUUAAAACGUUACAAUCUAAAACAGCACAGACUGAUGAAAAAAUAUCCGCUCUACAGGAAUUCGAGUUGUAUGUUCGAGAAGGAGAUGCCUUGUAUAUUAAACAAAAUUUUAAAAAACUGCUCAAAACUUUAUUAGAUAGUUUGUCUAACGAUAGCAAGAGAUUACAAGUAGAAGUACUUCAAACGCUAAACGAUAUGCUUAAGUGUCCGGAACUGUUAGACAGUUUUUCUCUUUAUCCUGAACUACUGGUUUUAAAAGUAAUUAACGCGUACAAAUUGGACGAUCAGAAUCAAGAUUCUACCAGUAGCAGCAAUUCCAGAUCACCUAUUCUUUGGAUGGCAGAAAGAUGUGCUGCGACAAUAGCGAUGGUCCUCCAACCGGAACAAAUAAUUCAUUUAGUGUCGACUAUAAUAACUACCGAACCUUAUCCGUUGAACAUGGGCGCGAUAAAAAUGCUUCACAAGGUUGUGGAACAUUGGGGUCGCGACGCAAUAGAACCCCACUUAUCGAAAGUCAUGCCCGGCCUCAUCAAAGCAUACGACGAUCAUGAAAGCGCGGUGCGAAAAAGUGCGGUGUUUUGCAUGGUAGCCAUACACUUGGCAGUCGGUGAAGAAGUAAUAAAACCUCAUCUGAGCUGCUUGUACACCAGCAAGCUAAAACUGUUGAACAUUUACAUACAGCGCGCCCAACAAACGAACAGUCAGCCGGCGAGCCCGCGUAGCAACAGCAAGAAUUAACUAACAACAAGUUCCGCGAUGCUGAGAAUCGUGAUACUUAAUCGGGAAGAAUCGCUUUAGGGACGUACAUACGUAAGGUUUUCCAGUCAUAAUACGUGUAUUUUUUAUUGGUUACGACUUAAGUUCUAGCGUUUUUUCUUACUAGGAGUUCAAAAUACUUUUCCCCAUAUUGUGGAACGAAACAACAGUGUCGUGCCUCUUGUCCAUUUUGUGAUUUUAUAUUCUUUGAAUUUCGUUAGGAUAUUGUGUAUAUAUUUAGGUGUUUCAGUGUAUUAUUGUUACGCGUCUAUUAGAGUUGAUCGCGGUUGAUUCGGGUGUCUGGUCAGAGUAUAAGUAUGAGGAGAGACAGUGCGUAAUCACUGCCGAGAGACACCCUAGUGGCCCUCUAAAUGAAUGAUGUACGUGAAUGCCAAUUAUUACCGAGAAUACGUUGUGUAAAGAUAACAUUAUACGCUUGUACGCCGUUUUAAAAAACAUCGCUAAGUAGUAUCGCACGUGGCAAUAUGUUGCUGUACACCUUGCAGUUAAUUAAUUUAAAGACAGGAAAAACUAGGUGUCGAGACAACGAUCCGUUUCAUAUAGAUUCUGUACGAUCAGUGACGAUGAAUAAAUUUUCUAAGAAAUAUUUUCUUCCGUAUUCUAACAUCAACGACGAGCAAAAGUCGAUGCAUACACGCGUAAUAUACAAUUAUCACAGCAACUUUUCCGAACCGCGUGUAAAUCGACCAGAGAGCAUAUAAUUUAUUUGUCUGAAAGAAAAAUUCGUGUGCUAGUCAGAUUUUCCAAGGACGCACAAUUACUCAACAGAGAUGCAAAGAUGAAAUUGACAAAGAAACAGAUAUAAGAAUUGAGAAUGUGAUCGAGUGAAUGGGAGGGAGAGUAAUACGCGAUGAAGACGGAAGAAUGGUAUUUAGAAGAACGCGAUGUUUGAGAGUAAUGAUAAUAUUUAAAUUAUUCGUCACGUUGCCAAGAAUUAAACGAACGCUGAAUCAAAGCUAACAUAACGGCGGUCUUUAGUAACGUUCUGUGCCAUUGUCAUUUCCGUUUUAUUUUAUAUAAGCAUACAUAUUAUACAUAAAUAUAUAGGCAACCUUCGUCUUUUAUUAUUAAAUAGUAGGCUCCCGAGUAGUUGAACAAUUUCAUGAUCAAACUGAAAGUGAAUCAUCGACGUAUUACCAAAUUCGAUCAUUUUUUUAGAUCUAUUCAUUUUUCACCCAUGAACAAUCUUGAAAUUAAUAGAAUGCAGACGAUACAUAACGUGUGGUAGAAUGUAAUUCCUAAAUAAAUAGGUGGGCAAACAGUGCCAAAAAAGUGAUAUCGCAUGGUGUACGAUGACAGGGCAGUAUUCGGGUGCGAGCUAUUUCUUUUACUUGGUGCCUUUGGCGUCGUCGGAACGAGAUUUGUUCGGGGAUCGUCUUUUAUCGUCUUGUAGAAAAAAAGUUGAAGCGAUUGUAGUCUCAGCAAAGUAGUUAGAGAAUUCGAUUCUUUCGACGUAAAGUUCCCCCCUUUCAUUAGAACGACGCUGUUCGAAGAAAAUGAAUUGAAUCAGAUUAUCGACCUUCUUCGUGUUCAUUUUGCUACUUCGUCGUCGAGAACGAUGAACGCACAUCUUUGUGGAUUAAUAAACAAUGUAAUCGUCGACGAAUGUAUAUCUACGUCUAUUUUCAUAAAUCGCGGUGAUCUGAAAAUAUUACACACGCGAAUUGUUCUCAGCGAUUGCUUUCGAUCACAGAUACGAUGGAUAAACAGCAUUCGCAUCAUCUUCCGCGAAUAAACGGAAGGAGAUUAUACGUGUAGGAUUUAAUGUGAAUUAAUCGAUUUCGUCUAAGAUGUGAAACUUCGUUCGAUGAUGUUUUCACAAUUUGUUCGUCAUUAUUUUAAGAAGCGGUUUAGAGUUUGAAGUGGUGUUUGCGGAUUGUAUAUACAUAUAUAUAUUAUUAUAGAACAUAAUUGUAAUAUUAAUACGGAUUAGGUAGCUCACCGUCACUGCCUGCAGCGUUGGUCGUGCUAGGAGGUGAACGAGAAUCUUGGCACUGCUGUACUCUGCGUAGUGUCGCGAUCGUUUAUAAAACAAAUUCUCGACGAAAGCUUGUUUUGUUAAGUUUUUCAGCAAUUAUUAUUGAUGACAGGAUUUAUAUUAUAUUUACUAAUGCGUGUAUGAUACAAGUAGGGUACUGAACAUAUAAUUACGACGUACUAUCCAGAUCUUUGCCAGUCUAUUUGUAACGCGAUGAUUAACAUUAUAAGUCCAUACGUAUAAAUCGUUCGUUGACACUAUUGAUGUAUUGCUUUCUUCAUUUGCCACGACUUCAGAGUUCGAAACAAGUAAAAACGGGCCAGAGCCUCGUGGGAAAGGGAUCGGGAAAUGUCAGUUUCCACGUGACGGAGCGUCUCGGUAGGAGCGUUCGCGAAAUUAAAAUGGUAAGGUUGAACGGUAUUUGGUUUUUAAUUUAAUCAAAUAAAUUUUAUUUAUUUGAUUGCGACUAAACGAAACGAUAGGAGGAAUGCAGGCUAUCGCUAUUUAUUCUAUUAACUGUUUCGUGUUGAUUACUUGUUACACGCACAGAAAAUUGUACUUUUUACUUUAUCGUACUAAUCUUUAAUCGUGAUCCUUGAGAAAAUGAAACCGGUAUAAAAAUGGGAAUGUUGUUUUAAUCGCCGAUAUAUGUAUAUUUAAUACGCUCUAAUCUUAUUAGUAUUAGAGAAUAUAUUUUAUAUGCGAGUGAUGAUUAGUCGAUUGCUUUAUAUAUCUGUCAAUAAACGAGAUUUGAAAAUAUUUCCAGUCUCGUCAUGCUAUAGUAUCAGAAAAGCAUUAAAUAACCGAUGGUUCAAACGAAGUUUGAGCUGGAAUCAAAUCGAAAUAAAAUAAAUUGUUGUAUACUUUC